GAGAGAGAGGGAGGGGUGAGUUCUCCACAGCCGGAGAGUAACGCGCACACACGAAAGAGGUUCACAUUAAUGGUGUGUAAAGCGUAGAAACUCGGUCAAAGAAGUCGAUUCACUGUCUGCACUGACACGGGAUCCCAAGCGGGCUGCAUUGCUGGGAGUAAACAUGGCUCGGCGUGAUCGUUUGCACUUGUCAGGGGAUUUCUCUCUCUUAUUGAUCGCUUUAUUCGCCACAGUACGGAUUAGCGGUGCGUUUAAUUUAGAUGUGCAAUUCCCGGUGAUCAAAGACGGAAAAACGGAAGGCAGUUUCUUUGGAUUAUCUGUGGCGCUCCACAGGCAGACGAAAGGAGGGAGCAGAUACCUCCUCCUCACUGGAGCUCCGAAGGAGAAGGCCCUGCCCCAGCUCCCAGCGAACGAGACGGGGGCGGUCUACUCCUGCCCCAUCAACCUGGACCCCACCGACUGCACCCGCAUGGACCUGGUCACCUCAGUGAACGCCGAUGAGGUCGUUGAGGGCAUGUGGCUCGGCGUGACGGUGGCCCGGCAGAAGGACCGGUGGGGAGGGAGAGUGCUGGCCUGCGGACACCGCUACAUCCGGAUCCGGGGCCCCGAGCUCUCCCUGUGGCGGAUGAUCGGGAAGUGCUACGUGCGCGGGAACGACCUGACCUACGACCCCCUGGACUACUGGCAGAACUUCCCGUACGAGAACUGCGCCCCGGACGAGGACCAGAACCGGGAGGGGCUGUGCAACAUGGGCAUCUCCGGGGGCAUCACCCGCACCGACGUGUACGUGGGCACGCCCGGGAGCUUCAACUGGCAAGGCAACGUCCACGUGACAUGGAGGGGCGCUACUCCCGAUACCUCCUGGGACUCCAGGACCCAGGACUUUGAUGAUUUACAAUCCAAGAGUUUCGCCUACAUGGGUUACUCUGUCACCGAGGAGAAGAAACUCCUCAACCAGAGUGAAUACACGCUAGUGACGGGGGCUCCCAGGGACAGCAACAGGGGCUCUGUCACUUUGGCCAAGAUCGAGUACAGCUCUCUGACCCCCGUGCAAGUCCUCUACGGGGACCAGGUUGGGUCCUACUUCGGAAACAGCAUCGCCACUGUUGACCUUAACAGCGACGGGUGGAACGAUCUGCUUGUGGGCGCUCCGUUCUAUUUUGACCGGAGGGACGAGAGGGGCGGAGCGGUGUACGUCUACAUGAACGAGAACGGAUCCUUCCGGAACGAGACGAGCGUCGCUCUCUUCGGCUUUGCCGGCUCGGGGUUCGGGAUGAGCGUGGCCGCCAUCGGGGACCUGAACCAGGACGGCUUCCAGGAUUUCGCCGUGGGGGCCCCGUAUGACGGGACGGGGAAGGUUUUCAUCUGGAUGGGGGGACCGGAGGGCAUCACGAAGGAGCACAGUCAGGUGGUCGAGGGGAAGGAUGUCGGGCAGGGCGGGUUCCACACGUUCGGCUACUCCAUUAACGGGGGCAUGGACGUGGACCACAACAAGUACCCCGACGUCCUGGUGGGCUCCCUGGACAACCGGAUCGCUCUGCUGAGGGCCCGUCCUGUCGUCCAUCUCAAUAAAACCUUCAUUGUGGAGCCGCUUCUCGUGGACCCCAGCCAAUGUUCCGGCGACUCAUGUGUGACAGUGAAGGUCUGCUUCUCCUACGCUCUCAGCAACGGAGACCCGGAAUUCAAAGGCAACAUCACCGUCAGGUACACCGUGGAGGCCGACAGCGCCCGGCGCAGCUCCCGCCUGCGUUUCCUUGGCAACCGGCAGAACGAGCUGACGGACUUCCUGUCCAUGCCCUCCGGCCGGUGCAGGGAGCACACGCUCACACUGGUGGAGCCCCUGCUGGACAAGCUGCAGCCCGUGGUCUUCUCCCUCAGCGUGUCCCUGUACGAGCAGAAGCCCAGGGCCCAGUCCAGGCUCCAGAACCUGGACGCCUUCCCCAUCCUGGACCCAAAGCAGGAGGUCGUGGGCAAAACUGAGAUUAACUUCCUGAAGGAGUGCGGCUCGGAUAACCGCUGCAGCAGUAACCUGCAGCUGGAGGCAACCUUCACCAACGAGCAGGAGGUCCCCUUCCCCAGUGAAGGAGGCCACCAGGUGAUGCAGUCUAACAGCAGUGUGAGGAAUUUGCUGCUGUUGGUGGAUGUGACAAACCUGGCGGCGCCCGGGAGACUGGCUGAGGACGCACACCAGGCCGAGCUGAACAUCACCAUCCCCCCCGCCCUGAGCUACGCUCGGGCGCGCCCCUUGGACAUAUGCCAUCUAGCUGAGGACAGUACACACGUGUUGUGUAAACUGGGGAACCCCUUCGAAGGCAACCACAAGGCCAAAAUCGAAAUAAGAUUUCAGACGUCCGGGGUUAGUAUAUACACUCAUAAGAUCGAGUGUACCCUGCAGCUGACCACGAUAAGUGAGCAGAGCGAUCUGGACCCAAAACACAUCGACCUGCUGGUGGAGUACACGCUCCAGACAACAUUCUCUGUAGCGCCCCACUCCAUGAACGUUGAGUUCAGCGGGACGGUGAUGGGCGAAUCCGCCAUGAAGACCUUCCAGGACAUCGGGAGCCCCGUGGAGUACACCUUCAUGGUGAACAUGGAGGGUGUGCCCCUGGGAACCCUGGGUAAUCUGGUGUUGGAGUUCCUCUGGCCCUAUGAGGUCGCCAGCGGAAAAUGGCUGCUGUACCUGACUGAGAUCCUGACCAAUGGGGUGUCCGGCUCACACUGCAUCCCCCCUGAGGAUUAUGUCAACCCGUUAAAGCUGAACGCGUCAGCGCCCAGCGCGCGGAGGAGGAGGGAGCUGGACGGCACGGAGCCGGAGCAGACCGAGCCCCAGGCCACCAUUACCCUACGCACACCACAGAAGAAGAACGUCCUCCUGGACUGUGCCCUCGGAGCCAAUGUGAACUGUAAGAGGUUCUCCUGCCCUCUGCUGAACAUGAACAACUCCGCCACGGUGAAGGUCCGGGGACGUCUGUGGAACGGCACCAUGCUGGAGGACUACAAGGACGACCACAUCACGGUGAAAGGCCUGGCCUCCCUGAAGCUGGUCACCAGCCGACCUGCCCUCAAGAUGGAGACGGUGACCAGAGAGUUUGUGGUGAACAUUGACCCGAAGUUCACGGAGCAGCAGCAGUACCAGGCCCCGCUCUGGAUCAUCAUCGUGUCCGCCCUGGGGGGCGUCCUGCUGCUGGGAUUCAUAAUCCUGCUGCUGUGGAAGUGCGGGUUCUUCCAGAGGGCCAACAGGCGGGAGAUGUACGAGGCCAAGGCGCAGACGGCCCAGAUGAAGAUCCAGCCCUCAGAGAACCAGAAGCUGGAGGAGGAGUUCUAGGAGAGGGUGGGGCCCCUGGGGGCCCCAAUGGCCCUCUGCACACAGGUUCCUGGUGUGGCUUCUUCAAGCGGGCGCUGUACUACCGGAUAAUGCCCAAGUACCACGGUGUGAAGAUCCGCAAGGAGGACCGGCACCCGCUGGGCCCGGGGCUCCGGAGCGAGAGCCACAGCAGGAAACACUGGGUCACCACCUGGACCGAGCUGCACCAGCAUUACUACUGAGCCCCGCCCUGCCCCGCCCCCACGGCCCUGUGGGGCGCGCCGAUUGGACGACCGCCGUCUGCCCCGCCCACAGUGGGGUGGGGCCACUCAAGUUUUUCCGACAUCUCUGUGAGAACUUUACCAACCAUAUUCCGUGCAUUAUAUUUGAUUCAUUAUAUUAUAUUCUUUACUUCUUUUCUUCUUUAAAAAAAAAAAAAAAAAAUCUUGUCAUCAAAAUGUUUUGCUUUUGGUGCAAUAUUGUUUCUGCUGUUCUAUUCUAAAUGGAUAGUGGAAGUUCAUUGAAUGUACAUUGGUCUUUUUUUGUUUUGUUUUUUUAGCACUAGAAGUGCUAUGUUUUUUUGCUGUCAAAAUAAUCUACAUUCCAAGUGUGUUUUAUCAUGCAGUGCAUUCUGCUAAAUGCUUGUUCUUGGCUUGACUGUGACUUGAUUUCCUGGAUUUGCAAUAUGCUAGUGACAUUAGCUGUCAUAACAAUUUGCCUGUGUGAUUAUGUGAGUUUGUGAUAACUUGUCUCGGAUCCUAACAUUUCUUCAGUAAGGAGUCUUAUUCUGUAGUGACUGACUGACCCCUGGUGGUCACGCCAGGAAAUCCUCAAACCAGAGAAGGACUGAAAACCCCCUGUCACCCCCCCACUGUCCCCAAUCUAAAACAUUAUAGAUGGUAAUGUUGUUGUACAGGUUGUAGUAGUGGCACAUUUUGAUCUGGUCAAGGUUCAAGGUUUGAUUGCUUAAUGCAAUAGUUAGAAAAGUAGAAUUUGCUCUGUGUGGUGUAUUUGUGCUCCUGCGCGGUUCUGUGCUAUUAGUGGAUGGAACGGGCGUAGGACAGUAGGUGUGUACACCUGGGUGGGUUUACCUCCACUGGACAAGCCCUCCUGAAGAAGUGUGCUUCUGCUUAACUGACCUGGUAAUUCAGUCGAGCUGUGUGUGUGUGUGUGUGUGUGUGUGUGUGUGUGUGUGUGUGUGCGUGUGUGUGCGCGCGCGCCCUUAACACAGAACGGAAUAUUGUCUGAUUUCAGCCGGUUUUGUCCGGUUUCAUUUCACUUGUCUGAACAUUUCAUUUGAAUCACGGCUGCUGUCUGACGCUGUGCGAUGUUGCCAUGGGGACCGACGUGCUCUUCAACUGUGCGCAUCUAUAUUUUCAUGACCCGAUUUUCUGGAAAGAAAUGUUUUACACUGAUCGAAACUGAGCAGGCUAAUUGACAUGUAAUAUAAUAUUACAGUUUUUAAAUAUCAGGCUGUAUGUGGACGAUGAGAAUAAUGGGAAUUAAUACGUGCUAGUCUUGCAGUCUUUAAUGUACCGUGUAUGCUGUUGUCGUCUCAGAAGUCAAUAACCUUCCACAUAGACUGAGGGCGAGCGAAGAACGCAGUUCCUACUGGCACCGCUGUUCAUCGAGUGUCACCUAGUGGUCAAAAAGUAUUUCACAACCAAAGCUGAUUUCAGUACUUUAUUACUGUGUGUAUAUAUGAGUAAGUAAUCAUAGAAAUUGGGGGACAUAUCAUUACUACUGAAGCUGGAUGUUUGAGGAGACCAGGUCUGUGCGGAUUGGUUGAUGGGAAUCUCCCAAAGUCCAAUAAAAGUUACACAGUGUCUUACGGGCACAGUGUGGUGGCUGUGGUACUCGCACAAGUCGGAUUCACUCGCGGGUUCAUGGGACAGUCUUCCAAGAAUGGAGCAGUCCUGUAUCAAUUUACCACCCAAAUGAAGAUUGCAGCGCUGCAAAACACCCUGACCUCCCCUGUAUUUCAGCUCCCUAAACCAACCAUCUCGUUUUGUCCAGUCCCAGGAAAGAGCCUUUUGAAAUUGGGAAAUUGAACAAUGCAUUGCUCUUUGGUGAUUUUAUUAGCCUUUAUAGUAGAUGAUACAUUGUCGUCCGCUUGGUGCGUGGUCUGCUGUGAUUGUUAGCGUGGCGGAGAAGUAGUCUCCCGAUCAGCGGGGCACAUUUUAGCUGAAGGGAGCUCUGCGCUACCGUGGGACGCCUCGCAGCCCGGAGACCAUCGCCACCUGGUGGACAGAACCUCCCACAGCCGUUCUGCAGCAACAGUGCCUGUGCGGUGAAUUAAAUGACCAUUUUAGCUUUCACAUCUUCUUCACGCGAGCCUUUACAUAUCAUAACAAAGGCCUGUUCUAUGUUUUUAAUUUAAAAAACCUUUUUUUCUUUUUUUCUAGAUAACUUUAUAUAAUGCUAGCUUUAAAAAAAUGAAAAUAAAAAAUGACGCAAAGCUUAUUCAAAUGCAUGAUUUACAAAAAGCAACAGUAAUCAUUUUCCAAAUUUCAAUAAUAUAUUUUAAAAUGAUUACCUCUGCAAGCAUAUUAAAAGUCAUCAUUCAUGGAUAAAUAUUUUGAGACACUGAAAUACACUGAAAGAGAAAUAUUGAGGCACCACGCCUCAUAAUCUGUGAAUAUUCGAGCUCCCUUUAUCUAAGAUGUUGCAAUAAGUGCCAGGUACUGUUAUUUUAGUGGUGGAUGGGGCCAAAUGUCUGUCUAGGGAAUUUUUUUUUGUGUUUGUAUGUAUUUAAGCACAUGAUGACUUUGUAAAAAUGCAGGCAUUGUUUCUUUUUGUACUGAACUAUCUCAAUGUUAUUAAAGUAUUUUUAAAUAA
Messenger RNA from Conger conger (European conger), 6142 nucleotides. It is a transcript of the gene itga3b, whose product is annotated as integrin, alpha 3b. The transcript has 26 exons. Gene Ontology annotation, biological process: leukocyte migration; cell adhesion mediated by integrin; cell-matrix adhesion. The record is from RefSeq and is a predicted model, not a curated record. The coding region runs from base 164 to 3325 and encodes 1053 amino acids. NCBI's taxonomy places the organism in Eukaryota, Metazoa, Chordata, Actinopteri, Anguilliformes, Congridae. Gene Ontology annotation, molecular function: integrin binding. Gene Ontology annotation, cellular component: integrin complex; external side of plasma membrane.